AUGGAGCUGAACCGUCGGAGACGGGCAGGUGCCGCGUGCCCUGAUGGUACAAAGCGCAAAGUUGAUGCGGACAAGUUGGAGGAGGAAAGAGCAAAGCUUGAAGAAGAGCGUGAAGCGAUCAGGCAGGAGCGUGAGCGACUCCAGAUAGAAAAAGAGAGGGAAGCUUUGCGAAAAGAGCGCGAAGCUCUAGCACGAGAACGUCAGCAGGCAUCCCAGAAUGUUGGCAGCUCGGCCAGCGGCACUGCGGGCAACUCUGCGCAGGCCUUGACCCCUGGGAUGCUCAUCCGCAUACAGGGUCUCCGCGGGGCUCCAGAGCUAAAUGGCUUGGAGGCUACAAUCUUGCGCUUUGACGAGGCGUCGGGGCGCUUCAUUGUCAACGUCAGUGAGGGCAAGGGGCAGAAAAGCUUGAAGGAUGCCAACCUCGUCCCACUGGUUGCUCAACCCGCCGGGCUGUGGAAGAAAGUCACGGACAUGGCAUCAAGCACACUACGCCACGUACAGCGCGGCUGUGCUGAGGCACAAGUAUGCAUUGCCAACUCCGGAUACAGCUGGUGGCAAAUCCUGCUUGGAGUUGCCGUUGUUGUGCUUGUUGUCAGCGCUGUGAUGCAGGCCAGCUCCAGGCACAAUUCCAGGAAGGCACCGUCUUCAUCAUCCGGAGGCAGCCGUACCAGUACCUACCGCCCCGAGUACGGUGAGGACCCUUCCUUUCAUCGAAGAGCGCCCAGAUAUGAGGAAGAUGACUUCGGCUACUCGGACUACGACGACUCCGGGAGUGGAGGAAUUGAUUUCGGGGGGAUGCAGAAAUAUCUGAUCAUUGGAGGUUUGGCGAUCUUGUGCUGGAAGGGCAUCAUACCUAUCCACCGGAUGGACUGGUUCCAGCUGUACAUGCUCUGGAACUUCCUGCAGUCCACCGGCAUUCUAGGUGGCCGCGGGGGUCAUUACGGUGGGUUUGGGCGAAGAAGACGAGGCUUCUUCUAA
Molecule: messenger RNA, 978 nt
Organism: Symbiodinium pilosum
Lineage: Eukaryota; Dinophyceae; Suessiales; Symbiodiniaceae
Source: the annotation of a GenBank genome assembly